AAUCUUAUGCUUGUCGCUCUGUGAUAUUUCAAAAAUGUCAUCUGAUGGUAGUCUAGGCGGUUAUUUUUUGUUGUCAGUCACUGGACAGAUUGAAAAGGCUGACUUUCCAUUUCAUGAUUAUAUAUGGUGCAAAUACUGCUUUGCUACCGGUCCCGACUGGACAAAACUAGCUGGUCUAGAUGAAGGGAUGACCCAAACGUCUAUUAAAGGUGUCGGUUGUAAUAAUCAGAACAAUUUUAAUUUUCCAAUUGACAUUUCAUGGAAAUCAACGAACCCAUUUGGUUGGCCUCAAAUUGUCAUCCAUGCCUACGGCGUUGACGUCUUUGGAAAGGACGUCCUGCGAGGUUACGGGGCAGCAUACAUCCCUAUGAAGAUUGGAAGCCACCGAAAACAAGUAUCUAUGUUUGUGCCCCAAUCUUCUUCACAGUUAAUGAAACUGAAUGCAUGGUUAACUGGGAAAAGACCGGAGUUUCUUAAUCCGAAAGUAAUAGCUAGUGGUGAGGGCCGUGGAGUGACAAAAGUACAAACUCAAGGUUUUGUCGAUAUCAUAUUCAAUAUCGCUGUAAAAAAUCUACAGAAUUUAGGUUAUGCAAAUGAUAAAAAAAGAGAAUCUAUAACAGAAGACUUAUUAAUGCUAAUCAACAAAGAUGCAUUAUAAACACAAUACAAAUUGGUUUAUUUAUUAUUGUCAAAUAAAAUUUCUACUUUUUGCUAAAUGAACAAAUAAUGAAUGAUUUUUGUAAAUGUUAACUUUUUCUUUCUAACAAUUCCAGCUAACUGUAAAAAUUAUCGGUAUGCUUAAAAUGCAAACAAUGAGUGUGAAUAAAAAUGCAGCUGUUUUCACUUUCACUGAAUCAGUAAAAUCCUAGUUCAGCCAUUAUUGAGAAGUGUUAGAAAGAUCAAUUUAAUUAUCAUGGCAAAUGAAUUGACACAGAAUACCCCAUGCAAAAUUGCAGAGAUUAUAAAUAAAACACAGAGUUACUGUUAAUAAUAAAAAUC
This is a messenger RNA of Schistosoma turkestanicum, 999 nucleotides long. The record is from the annotation of a GenBank genome assembly. Lineage: Eukaryota; Metazoa; Platyhelminthes; Trematoda; Strigeidida; Schistosomatidae.